Vespula pensylvanica (western yellowjacket) is the source of this 1184-nucleotide messenger RNA. RefSeq names its product palmitoyl-protein thioesterase 1 (gene Ppt1). Gene Ontology annotation, molecular function: palmitoyl-(protein) hydrolase activity. Gene Ontology annotation, biological process: receptor-mediated endocytosis; protein depalmitoylation. NCBI's taxonomy places the organism in Eukaryota, Metazoa, Arthropoda, Insecta, Hymenoptera, Vespidae. The transcript is spliced from 7 exons. Gene Ontology annotation, cellular component: lysosome. The record is from RefSeq and is a predicted model, not a curated record. The coding region runs from base 157 to 1074 and encodes 305 amino acids.
CUGAACUGUAAAUGACCGAACUGUCUGUUAUUGUGUUAUCCGGUAGGAAUUUUUUGUUAUUAUGUAAAAUAAUUUCUUUUAUUUGUAUUAUUUUAUAGGGAAGUUGUUAAAACGGUUUGCUAAUUACGAAUUCACAUUCUUUUAUAACCUGUCAUCAUGUUUAUAAUGUCUAAUCGUAUUAUCCUAUUGUUUACAAUGAGUAUAUUUUGCACCUUUAUGCAAAUAGAAGUUACUGCAGAUAAUUCGUCUAUACCAAUUGUUAUAUGGCAUGGUAUGGGUGACAGUUGUUUUGGAUAUGGUAUUGAUUAUAUAAAACAAUUAUUAAAGAAAAGUAUACCUGAAGUUUAUAUCAAAUGUGUUCAUAAAGGAUAUAAUGAAUUACAGGAUAUACAAAAUAGUUAUUUUGGAAAUAUUAAUGAUGAUGUGAAACAAGUGUGUGAAGAGAUAAAAAUGGAUAAAAAUUUACAGAAUGGUUAUAAUGCAAUUGGUUUUUCACAAGGUGCACAAUUUUUACGUGCUGUAGCUGAAAGGUGUUCAACCCCACCAAUGUUAAAUCUCAUAUCCUUUGGUGGUCAACAUCAAGGUGUUUAUGGAUUACCACGUUGUAUUGCCGUAGAUCAUAUUAUAUGCGAGUAUAUUAGAGAAGCCCUUACUUAUGGAGCAUAUGUCAAAUUUGUCCAAGAAAAAUUAAUCCAAGCAGGAUAUUGGCAUGAUCCUACAAAAGUAGAUGAAUAUAAAAGAUACAGUCUUUUUCUAGCAGACAUUAAUAAUGAAUUAAAUAUAAAUGAGACAUACAGAAAUAAUCUUAAAAACUUAGAAUCUUUAGUUUUGGUGAUGUUCGAAAAUGAUACUAUGGUACAGCCUAAAGAAUCAGAAUGGUUUGGAUUUUAUAAACCUGGUCAAAACAAAGAAGUGGAAAGUUUACAGGAAUCUAGUUUAUACAAAGAGGAUCGUCUGGGAUUAAGAGAAAUGGAUAAUUUAAAUAAAAUACAUUUUCUUUCUGUUAAGGGCAAUCAUUUAAAAUUUACAGAAGAAUGGUUCAUGGAAAACAUAGUGGACAAAUUUCUUAAAUAAGAAUAAUAAGAUUAUAACAAUAAUGUAUAUAUCUUGAUAAAAUAAGUAUUAUAGCAUUUUAUGAUGUGAUAUAAAUAUUAAUACAAUAAUACGAUAAUUAUUAUUAUCAU